Cordyceps fumosorosea ARSEF 2679 is the source of this 330-nucleotide messenger RNA. RefSeq lists its product as hypothetical. The transcript has a single exon. The record is from RefSeq and is a predicted model, not a curated record. The coding region runs from base 1 to 330 and encodes 109 amino acids. Lineage: Eukaryota; Fungi; Ascomycota; Sordariomycetes; Hypocreales; Cordycipitaceae.
AUGCAGGUCGAGCCAUUGCAAGGAUCGGGUUGCGCAUCCAACUUUUUGGCAGGUAACUUGCUCUUCUUUAUCCGCAUCCUCAUCGUAGCAUCCCCAAAGGACGAGGUCGGCCCAGCCCGAGCAGAAGGGCACGUCGGGGUCGACCAGGCAGUCGAGGGUCUUGCGCAGCCCGAGCAUGUCGUUUCGGCCUCCGUCUGCGCACCUCAGAAAGUCGACGCGGAGACUAAUCCCCGAUUUAUCCACCGUGAAGCCGUGCCGCGCGUAAGCGCACCGACCUGUCAAGCUGACGUGGCCGCCAUCGGGCACCCGUUCCUGCCAACGCGUAAAUGA